AUGGGCAGCGGGAGCAGCCGGCGGCGGGGCGCGGCGGUGCCCGUGGGCAAGGCGCCGAAGCGCCGGGAGCUGCUGCAGACGGCGCUGGCAGAGGGCGAGGAGGAGGCGGCGGCGCUGCCCACCCCCGGCCGCCGAGCCCCGGCCGCCGCCGGUACCCCCCCGAUCGGGGACGGCGGCCGCUGCGGGGACGCGGCGGCGGGAGGCGGCGGGGGGGCUCUGCUGCUGCAGGCGGCUUUGUCAACCAGAAGCCCUGUGAGCCCAGGGAACAACAAUGCUGACCAUCAGUGCCCACAGGGGAACAGCAAGAAGCCAGCAGGACAGUCCACAAUAUCCUAUGAUUACUCGGAGGAGGAGCUCAUGGCGAGCAUCGAGCGGGAGUACUGCCGCUGAACCCGGCCCCUUGCCAUGAGAACUUCAAGCUUGUUCCUGGAAGCCCAGCUGGAGCAAAACUGCUACUGACAAAACAGCCCCUCGCACAGUGGGAUGGCCCGGGAGAGGAGGGUGGUGAGGAGAGAUGGAGCGUGAGAGGCAGUGUUACUGCUUGGGAAGCAUGGGGGAAGGAAGUCCUCCUGACCAACUCGGCCUGAGAGCAUCAGGUUCCUCACCAGCUGCUGAGCAGUGCUCCUGGAAGAGGAACCAAUUCAUCCGUGAAUCAGUAUUUAGAUGCUCAUUUCUAAACUGUAUUUCCAAAUGAAGAUGUACUAGAACUGAAGUGUCAUACUGUAAGUGUUGAGACAUGGUGCUUUGAAGGAAAAUCUUGUCUUAGCAGAAAUGAAAUGUAGCAAUAGAAUUCCUGCAUAAUAAAUGCAGCAAUAUGAUUCAGGUCUCACUUAAGGGGGUGUUGCAUGAAGUUCAUGUUCCUACCACUUACAAAGGGCCAAAUAUACUCCUUGCACUGUGCAAGCUUCAAGUCCAGGUCUGAAUUUGGCGCUGUCUCUUUGAAUGUGGUCCCCAGAAUGAGAUGCAAGAUGAAAAGGGGAGUGAGCCCACCAUCGAGUACAUAGGCAGUGUAAUCCCAGAGUUCAAAUCCCACCAUAUGGGCAAACGAGGCUCCUGGGAGCUAUCUGGUAGCAUAGGAUCUAUACAAUCCCUUUGGGGUGAGAUCUCAGCAUCAGUGUCCACCUUGGGUUCCUUGGUGUGGAUCCUCCAGACAAAGCAGGAGGUACAUCACCAGUGCUGCCCUGCUGCAGCGAGUGAUCACCCAUUUCGAGAGGGACUCGCAUGCUAUAGCAGAGAAGCUAUUUGUGAUCCGUUCUCAGAAUUACCACUCCCAGCCAUUCUGUGUAUUUCUUGUCCUUGGGAGGUAGCCUAGAAUUAUAAUCACUACAUUUUACCAUUAGCUGACUGCAAAGUAAACCAAAAGUCAGCUCUACAACAGAAAACGUAUUUUCAGUGCUCCCAGACAGCGAAACCUGGCAUUUUAGGGCUUCUGCUCUUAUUUUACCUGCGUCUUAACAUAUUAUGAGUAGCUGCCUAUUAUCAGAAGUAGAAAAAUACUUUAUUUCUGUCUUUAGCUGAAGUAUAAAAGACAUCAGAUGAAAUCUUCACAUAGCCCAUGUAAAUACAAGAGGAAACAGCAAGACACAUCUUAAGAUGAUGUAUUUUAAUUUCUUUGUAAUUCCUGGUAUCUGUGAAACAGAAAUAAAUGCAUCUGUGCUCAUGUA
Neopsephotus bourkii (Bourke's parrot) is the source of this 1664-nucleotide messenger RNA. It is a transcript of the gene CYS1, whose product is annotated as cystin 1. The transcript is spliced from 3 exons. Lineage: Eukaryota; Metazoa; Chordata; Aves; Psittaciformes; Psittacidae. The coding region runs from base 1 to 390 and encodes 129 amino acids. The record is from RefSeq and is a predicted model, not a curated record.